AAUAAAACAUAACAUGACAUAGAUACUUUAUAAACUAUAUUUUUAUUAAUAAACUAUGAUACGAUUAUUGUAUCAUACAAAUUAUUAUAUUAUUCUGUUUAUUAUCAAUUUUCUAUUAUGUCAUGGAGAUUUUAUGGAUUUAAUCAGUGAAUCAAUUUGUGCAGCUAAAUGUUUGAAAGCAUUUACAAAUUCUUUGACUGAACAAGAUAAAUCAUUUUUAAUACAACGUCCUGAUCUAACUCAACCACAUUGUAUAAAUCAAGAAAAUAAAUGUGCAUUGUGCCUCGAAAUAUGUAAAUGGCCAAGAAGUCAAACCAUAGACUGUUCGGUUUCAUGUCAGAAAUACACUUCCAUGUCAAAUUCAAAUGAAAUAAGUAACUCUAUGUCAACAGUAUUAUCAUCCGCGUCAUCAUCGUCAUCAUCCCACUCCUUGUCAUCUUCCUCAUCGUCGUCUCCAGCCCCUGUGCUUGAAUCACAAAAUAUUAGAUCUACAUGUUUAGAAGCAUGUUAUACAGCUCAACAAGUUUACAGUCAAUCAGAUCAAUUAAAAAAUAAUCCAAAUAAUGCCAUUUGUCCUCGUUUAAAUACAUGGCCGGAAUCAUGUCAACAUACGUGUAAACAUAAUGCUGAUUGUAUACCGUAUGGUUAUACUAAAUGUUGUCAAACGAUGAAAUGUAUCGAAAAUUUACAACAGAAAAGAUUAGUUAAUUAUGUUAAAAAUGUUACGAAAAUUGGUGUAUGCAGUCAAGGUGUUUAUGAUCCUCAAACUGUUCCACCAGUACCUGGGAAACCAAUUGUUAAACAAGUCGAAAAUCCUAUCCAAUUACAUUCAAAUGGUAAAUUCUAUUCACAUUUAGAUCGUUCCAAUAUUUUAUCAAAUGCACAACAUAAUCAGUUAGAAUUAGAUUGGUCAAAUUAUUAUAAUUUAUCAAUUAAUGAGCAUAAUCCAAUUGUAUUUCUUAUUCAACUUCGAAUGUAUUCAACUGUACAAACAUUAAAUUCCCCUUUACAUAAAUCCAUUAAUAGUGUAUCAUUUUUACCAUUGAAUAAUUUCAUUGAGCCAACACAACCAAAUGAAUAUCUAUUUGACAAAUGGACAAACUUAAUUUGGACUACAAAACUUGGAGCAGUUCUAUCUGAUCUUAAUCCAGGAACGUGGUAUCAGUUUCGUUUAUUAGCUAUUUCAAGUGAAGGUUUUGGAGGAUGGGGUGAACCGAGUGAGCCUAUUCGUACACAAGUUCAGUUAAUUCCACCAUCUCGACCUCGAAAUCUCACUGAAAUACGAUCAAGAAUUUUCGAAAAUCAUGUAGAUAGUACAAUUCAUUGGGAUAUUCCAGAGGAAAUAAUGUUCCCGCUCAAAAAGUAUCAGAUAAUAUGGCGUCAAUAUUAUGCAUUUAAUGGAGAAGACAGAAGUUCAUUAACGGAAUACACAGCAAAUGUACCUGGGGAUAAAACAGUAUACUUAAUACAAAAUCUUAAACCAGGAACGACGUAUAAGAUUGAAGUAAAAGCGGUGUCACUUUUUGAAGGAAUAGAAAUGAAAAGUCAUCCGGCCACACUUUAUAUAUCUACAAUACAAAUUCCAUCACAACAAACAGAAGCAGUAUUUACAACUUCCAUACCAACAAAUGAAAGCUGUAUGUGCGGGGAUUCGAAGAGAGACUAUUUAUCGGUUACUGAUCAAUAUUAUGAAAACCAACAACUAAAUGUGAUCUUAUCGUUGAAUGUAAAGAUAAAUAGAGAACAGUUUAAUUUAACUACUCCAAUAGCAAAUAUCAUUUACAUGAUCGAAUGGAUGCCACGAGUUUGUAUUGAAACACAAAAUCAAACAAAUACAGAAUUUAUUGGAACACGAAGAAAAAGAAUAGCAGAAUAUGAACUAAGAAAUAUACUUUUAACUGAUUUGCAGUUUCAAUGUCAUUAUGAAGCUAGUGUAUUUAUUAUGCUAAAUCAUCAUAAUAAAACUAGUAGUAUCAGUAUGAAUAAUCAUUUAACAAAUAACAAAUCCCCUAUCUUAUUUAAAUGGACUACUUGUUUUUGUACACCAGCAUGUCAAAAUGUUGUGAUCAGAGAUAGUGUAACUCCGAAACAUUGUUAUCUUCAAACUUCUUCAUCAAUACUUCAACCAGUUGAAUUAACAUACACUUUAUUAAGUAAUGAAAACUCAAUGGAUCUACGUCGUUUGCAACAGAAUCAAAUGGAUGAAUUCAUUGUUGUGGCUGAAGCAAAUGGACCAUAUUUAUCCAAACAAACAAAUAUAAAAUCGAGUUUAGACACUGUUAACUACACUGCCAUUGUCACAUGGCAUCCUGUUACAUCUACUGGACAUUCAAAAAGUGAAUCAAGACGUUCAUCGAGAACACUGAAAAAUCGUACACCAAGUAUAAAAACUACAAAUCCAGAAAUACGUGGUGUUCGAUUAACUUGGGGUCCAAGAUUAUAUGAACCAAUAGAAUAUGAAGUGUACAGUAAUAUUAUUCAACCUCUUAUGGAUCCAGAAAAAACUCAGUCUAAAGUUUUAGAUUUAAAUGUCCCCGGUCUUCAGCUUAAAGGACUUAAGCAAGAAACAUUAUACAUUGUUCAAGCUCAAAUGAUUAGCGAAAAAGAAGAUGGACCAAUUUCAACUAUUUAUUUCAUGACACCAACUAACAAGAAUAAUGCACUGCCCAAUUAUCAGUCUGUUCAUGAAAAGAAUAUAAACCUUAUAUCCAUCAUUAUUCUACUUCAAUUCAUCUAUAAUAUUGUAUAAAUGACUAGAACGUGAACAAAAAAUGGUUAUUAUAUAGUUUAUAUUCAUUUUUUGGUAUCCUCAUUCUGCAUGAUUAUCUGAUAUAUACUACUUAAAUUCUGUAAAUAAAUUGAUAUGUAUACAUAUCCUUAUAAGUUAUAAAAAGGUAAUCCAAUAACAUCAUCAAAUGUACAUGAUCUUUUGAAACAUUGAAUUCUAUAUAAAAAUACAACAACAACAAAAAACUGAAUGAUUACAUUGACAAAACAAAAAUAACCAAAACUAUAAUUCAUUACAUUCUCUAUAAUCUGAAUGAUUUCCCAUAAACAUUAUUAUACACAAUCCCAGAUAUAUGUAUAAAUACUACAAAAAUUAUUCAAUCGAAUUGUUUCAUACUACUUCAUUUUAUAAGAAUGAAAAUUUUAUAGAAGACGAAAAAGAAGAAUAAGAAGAAGAAAGACUCCACUUCCUGAAUCACUAUAAUAAUACACUUCAGAAAUAAACAUAGUUCAAUGUUCCAAUUCAAUUAUUUGUUCAGAAAACUUAUAUGAUUUAAAAUAUUUUUCAUUAUUAUUUCUGUUAUAGUUUUUUUUCUUCUUUGAAUUUUAAUAAAAAUAAAUAAAUUCUAUUUGAUC
Molecule: messenger RNA, 3363 nt
Organism: Schistosoma curassoni
Lineage: Eukaryota; Metazoa; Platyhelminthes; Trematoda; Strigeidida; Schistosomatidae
Source: the annotation of a GenBank genome assembly